Messenger RNA from Bursaphelenchus xylophilus (pine wood nematode), 380 nucleotides. The record is from the annotation of a GenBank genome assembly. Lineage: Eukaryota; Metazoa; Nematoda; Chromadorea; Rhabditida; Aphelenchoididae.
AUGACGACAGCAUUACACCGAUUCCUUGCCGUUGCUACCAUUGUUUUGUCGAUUUGGGCGUAUGGAAUUUUGGGGAAUGGGCCUUUGGCCAAUUUUGCCUUUUAUGGAGUAAUUGUUGGUGUUCUCUCGUUUGGAGUAAGUGUUUUAAUUUUUGUUUUCAUUUUUAGAUACAGUAAGAUGCAGAAAGAAAAUUCUUUGCCACAUUUUGGAUAAGGGAUUUGAGAUUGCCUAAUUUCAUGACCUUACUUUAGGUCCAUUGCGUUUAUCAAGUUAUUUCUCGUGCACUUGGAAUAAAUGAUGUCCCCGAAGCCUUUACCGAACUUCAGAAGGAGAUUGCGGAGGCUCAGAAGGAAUUGCGAGCCAAGAAGAUCAUCGACUAA